UCCUGGCCAUUCAACGCCCCCGUGGACCUGCGCCAGUACCCCGACUACGCGGAGACGGUAUCCCGCCCCAUGGACUUUGGCACCAUCAAGCGCCGCAUCGACGUGGGGCUGUACCGCCACCCAGACGAGUUCCUGUCCGACGUGCGCCUCGUGUUUGACAACGCCCGCCUCUACAACAAGCCCGGCAGCGACGUGCACGUCAUGGCAAACACGCUGCAGGUGGGGGCGAGGGUGGCAGGGGUGGGUGGGUGGGUGGGUGGGGGCUAG
This is a messenger RNA of Chlorella variabilis, 267 nucleotides long. RefSeq lists its product as hypothetical. Gene Ontology annotation, molecular function: protein binding. Lineage: Eukaryota; Viridiplantae; Chlorophyta; Trebouxiophyceae; Chlorellales; Chlorellaceae. The transcript has a single exon. The annotation marks the transcript as partial. The record is from RefSeq and is a predicted model, not a curated record.